Strongylus vulgaris is the source of this 705-nucleotide messenger RNA. The record is from the annotation of a GenBank genome assembly. NCBI's taxonomy places the organism in Eukaryota, Metazoa, Nematoda, Chromadorea, Rhabditida, Strongylidae.
AUGGUUGAGGAUAAACGAAUGAUCUCGGGUUGGUGGACACAUGGACCUCAACGAAUAAAAUACAUGCUUUUAUACAAUGGAAUGCCAUUUGUGAUUACAACUUGUCGAAAUCUUUACACUCCAUUCAACUCUGUUGUUUACUACACGAAGCGAGAGACUGGAGUAAUAUGGCUAGCCUACGGAGAAAUGGUUUGGAUAACGUCACAGCUUUCAUAUUGGGCUGCACAAGCGGUCACUAAUGGAUUUUCGCAAUCUGUUAUUUUCAUCGGAUUCUUAUUCACUUUCUCUCAGAUAGUAUUCGUCUUGUUUCUCACAAAGGGAAUCAAGGAUUUUCGCCUGUCGUUCAUAGGUGUUUAUUUGUUUGGUCUUUCGGUUCGAAUAUUCCUAUAUCUUGCUUUUUUGGUAGCGACCGCGAUUAUAAAUCUUAUGGAAUGGGAAGUCAUUGUAGAAAAUGAUGAGACGUUGCUAUUCUUUCGGAGGAUGGUGCUCGUUAAAGUCUUCAUUUGUGUUUUUUACACUAUUCUCAAAAUCUACGUAUUUGCAAUUGUAUAUAGAUACUACUCGUAUAUCGAUAGAACAGUCAAUUACUUUCGUCAACCACCCACGGAAAAGAAGAUAGAACUACGAGUAAGCCCCACUCGGCAGAUAGCACUGGAACCAAAGGCAGAUUCAAGAAACGAUGAAGAAAGAAGACUCAAGCUAUAA